AUGUAUUCGUCUUGUUCACGUGUGAUUUCUUUCUUUCUUUCUUUCUUUCUUUCUUUCUUUCUUCAUAUUUCUUUUUUAUUCUAUAUUUAUUGCUCUUUCUUUCUCCCUUCUUUUUUCAUCCUUUCGUUCUUUCUUUCUUUCUUUCUCUUUUGCUGUAUAUUUCUUGCUCUUUCUUUCUUUCUUUCUUUCUUUCUUUCUUUUUCUUUCUUUCUUUCUCUUUUGCUGUAUAUUUUUUGCUUUUUCUUUCUUUCACUAUAUUUCUUGCUCUUUCUUUCUUUCUUUCUUUCUUUCAUUCUUUCUUUCUUUCGCUAUAUUUCUUUCUUACUCUAUAUUUCUUGCCCUUUCUUGUUCUUUCUUCUUUUUUCAUCCUUUCUUUCUUCGUUCUUAUUUUUUUGCUCUAUGUUUUUGUUCUUUCUUUCUUUCUUUCUUUGUUUACAUUCCUUGCACUUUCUUUCUUUCUUUCUUUCUUUCUUUCUUUCUUUCUUUCUUUCUUUCUUUCUUACGCUGUUUCUACAUUCUCAAAUUACCAACACCACUUGUGCCGCCAUCUUGACCCUUUUGCUGCUGCCAAUUGUGUUAAAUAAAAGUCCAUAA
Molecule: messenger RNA, 594 nt
Organism: Acanthosepion pharaonis
Lineage: Eukaryota; Metazoa; Mollusca; Cephalopoda; Sepiida; Sepiidae
Source: the annotation of a GenBank genome assembly